GAGCAGGAAUAUGUUGCCGCUGUAGCUACUUAGAAGUACAUUCUUGGCUGUCAGAUCUCAACUCUUCAGAGUUUCCGUUGAUCAAAAUUGUCAUGUCGAUCCUAUCGUGUAGCACUUAACACUGAUUCCUCCUUAUUAGAGUAACCGUGGAGUCUACUUUGCUGUAGUUCGAGACAACGUUUGCUUCUUGAAGUUUGCCCUAGCUGUGACAGAAUGAGUUUGAACGAGCACUCCCUCCAAGCUCUGUCAUGGAGAAAACUUUACUUGAGUCGGGCGAAGUUGAAGGCAAGUAGCAGAACUUCAGCUCUGCUUUCAGGUUUCGCUAUGGUGGCCAUGGUGGAGGUGCAGCUGGAGCGGGACCACACAUAUCCUCCAGGGCUGCUGAUCGCCUUCAGCGCCUGCACCACCGUGCUGGUGGCGGUGCAUCUGUUCGCCCUUAUGGUCAGCACCUGCAUCCUGCCCAACCUGGAGGCGGUCAGCAACGUGCACAACCUCAAUUCGGUCAAGGAGUCGCCACACGAGCGCAUGCACCGCCACAUCGAGCUGGCCUGGGCUUUCUCCACUGUCAUCGGCACACUGCUCUUCUUGGCCGAGGUGGUGCUCCUCUGCUGGGUUAAGUUCCUGCCAUUGCAGAGCCCGGUCAGGAAGACCGAGGACCACGGUGAGUCGGCCACGGAGGCGCCGGGCAUCAGUCCCGGCCAGGCGGCUGCCAUCACCUCCACGACGAUCAUGGUACCGUUUGGCCUGGUGUUCAUUGUGUUCGCUGUGCAUUUUUACCGCUCACUGGUCAGCCACAAGACAGACCGGCAGUUCCAGGAGCUGGAGGAGCUGUCCAACAUCACACGCCUCCAGAACCAGUUGGACCACAGGGCAGAGACGAUCAGCCUGCAGCCCUCAGCAGCCGGCGCUGCCCACUUCCCUUAGAGGACCAGCCCCCUAUUGCACUCCUUAUUCUACACACACACACACACACGUAUAUACACAGACGUAUAGGCACAUGUACACGUGUACGUACACACAGACACACACACACAUACACGCACACAGUAAAAUCCUUGCAACCAGACCCUCGCCUGUAACCCUUAUCAUCUGGAACAACACCCAUUUUCUCAAUAACCAUGCAAAUGCACACAUAUGCCCCC
Messenger RNA from Alosa alosa (allis shad), 1142 nucleotides. RefSeq names its product ORAI calcium release-activated calcium modulator 1a (gene orai1a). Bases 214 to 924 code for a protein of 236 amino acids. Gene Ontology annotation, cellular component: membrane. Gene Ontology annotation, biological process: store-operated calcium entry. The transcript is spliced from 2 exons. Gene Ontology annotation, molecular function: store-operated calcium channel activity. The record is from RefSeq and is a predicted model, not a curated record. Lineage: Eukaryota; Metazoa; Chordata; Actinopteri; Clupeiformes; Clupeidae.